UUUCUUUUAGCACUUCACUCCAUUCUCUCUUCUCUCAAUCUCUCUCAAGCGAUAGACUCUGAAACAUCUCUCAAAGUUCUCCGAUCUCUCAACCCGAAGAAAGAAAGACACAACACGUAAAAGAUUCAGUCUGAUUAUGGCCCUCGAAGCGAUGAACUGUCCGACGAACAUGUCUUCGUUCACAGCACGGAAAGACAGAAUCGAAGCAACAGACGAUCUGACGAACGACGCCGUUUUCUUGGAGCCUUGGCUGAAACGCAAACGCUCGAAACGCCAGCGUUCUCGCAGCCCUUCUUCUCCGUCGUCCUCCUCCUCGCCGCCUCGUUCUCGCCCCAAAUCCCAGAUUCAGGAUCUUGCGGAGGAAGAGUAUCUCGCUCUCUGUCUCCUCAUGCUCGCCAACGACCACCACCAAUCCACCAAGACGACGCGGCCGCCGCCGCCGCAAGAAUCCACCACGAAGCUUCCGCACGAGUGCAGCGUUUGCGGGAAAGCGUUUCCUUCUUACCAAGCUUUAGGCGGCCACAAAGCCAGCCACCGAAUCAAGCCUCCAACAACCGCCGCCGCCGAUGAUAACUCGACGUCUCCGACCAUCCCCGUCUCCGUCGCGGGAGAAAAGCAUCUGACUUCCACCACCAUCGCACCUUCCGGGAAGAUCCACGAGUGUUCCAUCUGCCAUAGAGUGUUCCCGACGGGUCAAGCUCUCGGCGGCCACAAACGCUGUCACUACGAAGGAACCAUCGGCGGCGGGGGGACCAAAUCGGUUAGCCAAAGUGGAAGCGUGACGAGUACGGUUUCGGAAGAACGAAACAACCGCGUGCAGUUCAUCGAUCUAAACCUCCCUGCGUUACCGGAGCUCAGCCUUCGCCACCACAACACAGUCGUCGACGAAGAGAUUCAAAGUCCUUUGACCGGUAAAAAACCGCUUUUGUUGUUGACCGAUCACGACCAAGUCAUCAAGAAAGAAGAUUUCUCCCUAAGAAUCUAAAUAAUUCGUCUGUUAUACUUUUUUUUAGUUUCAUUUGUUUUACAGAUUUCUUCAUAAUUCUGGAAUUGGAUAUAUUCAUAUAUGCUAGGGGGAUUUGAUAUAGAAUUUGAUGGAUUGUUUGAUUAAAUCAGAAUUUUCGUUUUUUUUUUAAAUUGUUGUUACAGCUCUAGUCUAUUGAAUCCACUCUGUAAAAUACAUGACACGUGGCUUUUCCUAUGUGAACGCAAAUUAUAAAUAGUUGGGUGAACGAACGAGAAUACUUCCAUGUGGAUUCGUUGCCUUGAUUAGCAUUUACCACAUGUAUUAUUAAUUUGAUCCAUAAAUAACAAAUUAUAUUUGUUUA
This is a messenger RNA of Raphanus sativus (radish), 1328 nucleotides long. RefSeq names its product zinc finger protein AZF2-like. The record is from RefSeq and is a predicted model, not a curated record. Gene Ontology annotation, molecular function: DNA-binding transcription factor activity. NCBI's taxonomy places the organism in Eukaryota, Viridiplantae, Streptophyta, Magnoliopsida, Brassicales, Brassicaceae. The coding region runs from base 137 to 985 and encodes 282 amino acids. The transcript has a single exon.